GGAUCAUUUGGUUAUCUUGAUCAGCUGUUGUGAAAAAAAAAGUCAUCUGCCAUGCCACUCACGCCAUCACCUACUGUAAGUAGUGGUAGCUCACUUCAGCCAGCUGCUACACCUUCAUGCAUACAGGCACUUUCACAGAGUCCUGUUAACCUUAACCCUAUGUCCAUGGAGAUUGUGAAUUCUGGUUCAUCAGGAACCAUUGCCUCUUUGCCACAAGGGUUUUGUUUUACAGGCAAUCAGAUAGGAAAUGUAGCGUCCAACAAUGGCAACUCCUCAGCAACUACACAUUUGAAUUCAUUACCAUUAGGAUCAGUAUUCACUGUCACACCAAGUGGAAUACCAACACAAAUUGUGCAGCCUCUAACUGUACCCCAGCAACAAACAUUGACCCUAGUGAAUCAGCCACAUCAGCAGGGCCAUCAGCACAACAUACCUGUUUCUCAUUCCAUAAAUCUUGGACAGAAUCUUAGCGUUAUGUCACAGUCCAUCCCCUUGGGCCAGGUUGUGUGCUCAGUAGCUAACCCUAACCUCAAUUUUGUACACCCCACGCUGUUUAACAUGUCCAACCCAGGCAGCCAAAAUCAAUACAUAUCCAAUCCAUUUAGUCAGUUUCCAUUUAUGAUUGGCAGUCAACAGGGGAUUUUCACCAACAUUAGUGCAGCACCACCACUUUCUUCGCAGCCUGUGGAAGUCUCUGGGCCUGGAGUGUUGCCUCAAUCUCUUCAGAUGUGCAGUAAUUUGACAUUGUCUCCCCUAUCAAGCCAGCAAGUUUCUUUAAAUCACAUGCCAGUCAAUGAAAUCUCUGGCAACCCAGUUUCUCUGAGUACCCAGCCAGUCUCUGUGUUUUCAUUCCCAUCUCCUUCAAUGAGUGUUGCUUUACCUAUGAAGUCUUUGGAAAUGAGCAACCAGUCUUCCACUGAUACAGUUACUGUUGUUUCUUCAGAUGCUUUCAAUCAGAACAAUACUUUACCAGUGACUAACAUUGCUGAGAAUCAAAAUUUGUUAAACAAUACCUCUUCUUGCACUGCUACUGUAAGCCCUUCCAAGGCAGCCCAGCAUAUCACAGAAACUAAAGAAGACCAAACAAAUUCCUUCAAAUCACAUCCUGAAAAUUUAAAAGAAAGUUUAGAUGUGUAUACACCAAGGGUUGGUUUUGCUCGUAUGAAAUUUACUCCAAUACAGGAUGAAACCAAUGUCUUACCUUCUACUACAGUUUCUAAUGUAGACCACAAAGAAAAGAAAGAAGUAAAAACUGAGACAAAUGAAUUACAACACAGAUUACCAAACGAUAAUUCUGAGCUUGUCAAAGAUAUUGAUAUUAAGAAAGACGAUUCCCAAAAUCAUGAAGGUUUUGAUUCAAAAAAUAAAGAGCAUUUGCCUUCUUCAAGCACAAAUGGAGACAUUUUUGGAGAUACAGCUGAAGUGGAAGAUCUUGAUGAUUCAGAAUUUGUGUGGGAAGAGUACCUUAAAGAAACAGGUGCAAUAGCUGUCCCUCCAACUGCAUUUAAACAUGUGGAAGUUAGUUUGCAAAGUGGGUUUUCAAAAGGCAUGAAGUUAGAAGCUCCCAACAGGCACGACACCAACACAUACUGGGUGGCCAGUGUUGUCAUGACUUGUGGACCAUUACUGAGACUUCGAUUUGAAGGCUACAAAGAUAACAGCUCUGCUGAUUUUUGGAGUGACCCUAUGACUUCCGACAUCCACCCCAUUGGCUGGUGUGAGAUGAAUAAUAAAACUUUACAACCACCACCAGUAAUCCAAGAAAAGUAUCCAGAAUGGCAGACAUUUCUGUCUGAGUGUUUAAAAGAUGCUACCACAGCACCUGCCUACCUUCUAGACAAGUCAACAGGAGCUACUCCAGUAGAUCAGAUUAAAGAAGGCAUGAAACUGGAAAUACAAGAUUCAAUUAAACCCAACCAUUUGUGGUUAGUUAAAAUUAUUGAAAAUGUUGGUGGUCGAUUGUAUCUGCGGUAUGAAGGCAUAGAGAGUGCUGCUCAAGACUUCUGGAUGUUUUACCUGGAUGAACGAUUACAUCCUAUUGGUUGGUGCAAGUCUCAAAAUUAUCAAUAUGUGCCACCUCUGGUUGUUCUAAAUGUCACUGGUAAAACUGUUGACCAACUUCAAGAGACUGCCAGUAAUGUAAUAAAUGAUAAUAGUAGACAGAAUUUACCAGCAGACAUCUUCAAUGAUCAAGCUGAGAUAGUGUGUCACAGUUUUCAGCCUGGCAUGAAGCUUGAAGCCAUUGACCCGGUUAAUCAAAACAACAUUUGUCCAGCUACUAUAGUGGAAGUUAUUGAUGCUAAAUACUUCAUUGUAGAGAUUGAUGAAACCAGAAAUAUGGAGCCUGACAAAAAGACUCGCUUUGCAUGCCAUAAAAAUACUCAAACUAUUUUCCCUGUCAACUGGGCAGCAAGUAAAGGCAUUAAGCUAACCUGUCCUAAAGGCUGGAGUUCACCUGAAUUUAAAUGGUCAGACUAUCUAUUAAGAUGUAAUGCAACUGCAGCACCAGAAAGUCUUUUUGAUUUGGAAGUACCAGAGCAUGAAUUUGAAUGUGGAAUGAAGCUGGAAGCAGUGAAGCCUAGUCUUCCAUCUCAGCUCUAUGCAGCCACAAUUACCAAAAUAGUGGACCGCUUGAUAUGGAUACACUUUGACAGCAGCAAGAAAAUGAUGGACAGUCAUGUGGAAACUGUUAGCUCCUUCAAUUUGUUUCCCAUUGGCUGGUGUGUCAGUAAUGGAUAUCAACUGAAAUCUCCAGGGCGAAUCAUCAGCACACCUUUCAAAAAGCAAAUAGCUGUAGUUCAACCUGAAAUGACUGAAAUUCAUAGCACAGAAAGUCAUGUACACAGAGAGCUAUUUGGUGGACCCCAAAUAUACUUCAACCAUCGGUGUUUCUCUGGUCCCUAUUUAAGCAAAGGCCGUAUUGCUGGACUGCCUAGAAGUGUGGGCCCUGGACCAGUUACUCUAGUCAUGAAGGAGGUGCUCAGUAUGCUCAUUAACACUGCUUACAAAUCAUGUAAGGUGUUGAAGGAGCUACAGCUGGAUGGCAGACCUAACCCUAACUUUUCUCAACAAAUGUUGAAAGCAAAAUACAAAGGUAAAAGUUAUAGAGCAGUUGUGGAGAUAUGUCGAAGUGCUAAUCAGUUGGAAGACUUCUGUCAACAAGUUUGUAUUAAGCUACAAUGUUGUCCUUACCUUAUCAGCCCUCAUUUUGUCAAUGGACGAUGUCCUCAGAAUUGUGACCAGUUGACAAAAACUAAAUAUACCUAUUAUUAUGGUAAGAAAAAGAAAAAACUUGGACGACCUCCUGUGGGGUUUAGCAAUGUAGAGGAUGGACAAAAGAAAGUAGGCAAACGAAAGAAGAAAAAUGGCUUCUUGAACAGUCAUGCUGGUGAGGAUGACAAGGCAAGUAACUGUAGUGAUUCUAAAACAGUGGAUAGCAGCAGUACGUCAGGGUCUAAAGAAGUGAGAGAGGUGAAGCCAUUACAGAGUGGGUAUUGUGGUUUGAAGAGGCGGUAUACUCACCACAUACCUCCUCCUAGUGAGAUCAGGACCAGAGGAGCCAAGCUGCCCAAGUACAGUUUUGAGAAAAGAACUCACAAAAAAAUUUUGAUAGUUGAAGAAUCACAGCAGAGCAUCAAAUCCCAUAAAGAGAUUAUUAAGACUUCUAGAGUUGCCAAGUCUUGUCAUGAAAGCAACUUCUCAACUGUCAGAGCUGAGGCUCCCAUCAAUAUCAAAUCUGAGCAACCACUCAAACUUAUGAAGAAUCCCUUGGAGUGGUCUGUCUCGGAAGUGGGAGAGUUCCUUCAGACAACUGACUGUGCUGACAGAGAACUUGUGGCUCGACUCAGAACAGAGGAGAUUGAUGGUCAAGCCCUGUUGCUGCUAACUCUCCCCAAUGUGCAGGAGUACAUGGGCAUUAAGCUUGGCCCUGCAAUCAAACUGUGUCACCUCAUCGAGAGAAUCAAAUUAUCUUUUUACGAAACUUUUGCUAAGUAAAAUUGAAUGGAGAAGGUUUGAAUGUAUUUAUUGCCUGAUACUUGUCACAUUUCCAGUGUGCUGUACAACUGUGUUCAUUGAUGAAAUCUCAUCUCUCUCUUUGGUCUUGGAGAUUUACAAAUUGUAUAACAAGUUGAUUGUCAUUGAUAUCUUAGUUAAAGGUAUCAAAUUGGUGAAAUGAACUUGGAAGGAAUUACUACUGCUUUUUCAAUUUUGUGUUUGUUUACAUAUAUAGUAAUAUUUAUACAUAUUUCAAACAUUUCCUAUUUUAUUGAAUAUUGUGAUUUUGUGGGACAGUUGAUAAUGUUCUGUCAUAGAACAUGUAGUGAUCUAUGAGGGGGAGUUUGAAACAUUAUUAAUUGGUUUUGAGAUAUCUGUUCUGUAACACAUAACAUACAUCUCAGUAUUAAAAGAACAUAUAUAUAUUUGAAUUGACUAUUGUCCAUAUAGCAAAAAAAAAAAAAAUCAUAGCAUUUAAACUGUGAUAGAAUCAUAAAUUGUGUUCAUUUAUAAUGGACCUUGUAAGAGUCCUGUAUAUCCACUUAUGUACCAGUAGAGGGUUGUUGGAGACUUCCUUAUCCUUUCCAUUAAUAUGGUCAGGCCUGAGGUUGUUGUUUUUUUAGUGUAAUGUAGUGUGUUAAUGGUCAUGUAGACAGUCAAUGAGAAUAAAUCUACUUAUCAAAUGAAAAGCUAAAAAUUGUUUUACACCUUUCAACAUAAUAAAAUUUGGUAUUUCAAUAUGCUUUGAAGAACUACAAAUAGAUUUUCCAAGAUUUUACUGCUUAAAAUUUAAGUAUAUAUAUAUAUAUCUAUCUAUAUAUAUAUAUAUAUAUAUAUAUGGACUGGCAAGAAAGGCUUCCUGUCUGUGAGGUAUGAACUCUGGAAAGUCUUUAUGGUGUUUCCUGAGGUUGAAGUUUACCUGCUAUCAUCCACUGCCAUCCUGCAGGGCUUUUUUUUCUGUAACCAUCAUCUUAGAAUGUUUACUAAGAAUUGGUCAGUUUGAAAAUUGUCCUUCUUUUGCCAUAAUGAAAUUAUUGAGACUAAUUUUUCUUUUAUAAAUGAUUAAAGAAAAAACGUGAAGUUUAUAUGUACCUGUGUCAGUGUGUACAGUUGAGUGAAACUAUGUUAUAUAUUGUCAGUUGUUCUUACCUUUUGACACCUAGAGCUAGACUGAUUGGUCCUCAACAAGCUAUAUUACUACCAUUUAAUAUAAGGGACAGGUUAACAAUUUUAAGCUAUGCAUGCUCUAAUCUUGAUCUUAUGAAAGACAGAACAAAUAAUUCUCACUUCUUUGUUUUCAACAUCUUAAAGUUCAGCAUUUUAACAAAUUGUUCUAUGUACUGUUUGUAAUAUUAGAUAUACAUUUUCUAACUUGCACUGGGGUUCCAUUUCAAAAUUUAGGGAAAAUGGAUCUCUGAGAAUUUCUGUGUGGAAAAGAUAUUAUAACAGAAAUCUCCACAUCUGUGACUACUUGUGCACAAUGAUGAAAAAAAAAGUAAUAGUUAAAGCAAAUUGAAAAAAAGUUAUGAAAUUCAAUUUUACUUGUACCCAUUAUUAUGUUUUGUUAGCAGUCUGUAGGUGUUGAAUCUCAUCUGACCUUUUUGUUUGUACAUAGGUUUUUGACAUUAAAAUAUUUUCUCAAUAUCUGUAGUUCACCAUUGUGCUGCUAGAGCUACUUGAAUAGAUGAAGUCUUAGAGGUUUUGUAAUUCUUUGUCAGCCUAAUUUUGGACUUGUGCUCCUUAUUGGAAUCACUAUUGGCAAGUAAAUGUGUCCAUAUUUGAUCAGUGUUACGGAGAGAUUCAAGUCAUGGUUUGUUCUUGUUGUGGUUAAUGGUGUUCUUAGCCAGGAAGGUUUGUUUAUUUACAGUGUUAUGUGUCUGUGAAUUGGGAUGUAUUAGUCGUUUGAUUAGUCAUUUUUUGUGUUGUGGUACAUAGUUGAUACUAACAUCACACUGGAGAGUGAUAUAGUACCACUGAGACAAUUCAUUGUGUUUGAUAUUACUAUCAGUAGGGACCAAUUAAUGGUGACUAGAUGAUUCACUAAUAAAUAAGUGAUAUACUACAAUGGAACUAAGCUGUGAUCUGCAUGCACUUAUGGAUUUAAAUUUAAAGAUGGCUUAUAACAAAUAGAAUGAUUACCACCUGUGAUAAACCUGCUCCGGAGAUGGCUAAUAAAACGGCAACUAUUAAAACCAUGAAAGUAUUUCAUAAUGAGCAUUUAAGCAUAACAUGGUUUCUGGAGAGUACCAAACAUUCAGUGAAAAGUGUGAUUAUCGUUUUAAUGUUGAUAUUGCAUUUAUCAAAAAAAAAAGAAAAAGUCAUGUAUUAAUGAAAGUAGUGUAUGAUAUUACUUAAAAGUGACUUUGCUAUAUAGUUUUAAAAUGUUUGUGUUGUCAUUUUCUGCAACUUAAAUAAAUUCACUUCCUGAUUAUCUCAUUUUAUUGAGAAAAAAGGAGGCAUGUGUUAAAAACAAUACAUAACUGAUAUUUUUUUUUUUAUGUUAAACAAAAAGUACUUGUGAAAUGCUUUACAUCUUCUAGAGUAUCUGACAUUUUAUUUGUACAUUUUCAUUUCUCGCUGUCAAUGUUAACAACUUCCGCUGAUCUUUUAAGGUAAAUUGCAGUGCAAAAUGUUUUUAGUUGCAUGAUGAAAUUGAUUUUAAAAUUUGAGAAAUCUUUUGUUAGCUUAUUGUCUCGUUUCACUUUCUACAUUACACAAUUGACAUGUUGCUUUUAUUAAUUAGUAUAAUGCUCUAAUGAUAUCUUUAUUGUCAGUAAAUUAUUGAAUUGUUAAGGAAUUUUGAAUUAUUCAAAAGAAAAUGUAAUUUAAAUUCUAAUUGAAUGUAUUUUAGCAUUGUCCUCAAAAUGUUACAAUGUCUGACAUACAAUAAAAUUAAUUAUACAAGCAG
Messenger RNA from Biomphalaria glabrata, 6904 nucleotides. RefSeq names its product scm-like with four MBT domains protein 1. The transcript is spliced from 17 exons. Lineage: Eukaryota; Metazoa; Mollusca; Gastropoda; Planorbidae. Gene Ontology annotation, cellular component: nucleus. Gene Ontology annotation, biological process: regulation of DNA-templated transcription. The record is from RefSeq and is a predicted model, not a curated record. Gene Ontology annotation, molecular function: protein binding. Bases 52 to 3996 code for a protein of 1314 amino acids.